UCGAUCAUCGCGCUUUACUCGGCUGUGGAACACACACCUUGGCCAUCCUGUUGUUAUACAAAGAAGCCAGCGAGUGUGUUCUUACUCUUGUGACAAAACUCUUGUUCUAAGCACGCAACUACGUCGAGGCUGUGGAUUUCGUGAGUUUUCCACUUUCCGACCGACCUGCGAAGAUGGAUGCAAACACAGCCAGAUUUCUACUGGUACUUAUUCUUGCGGGUGGCGCUCUCGGGAUGGUCAUCGCCACUUCCGUUGUCCCGUCCUGGAUUGUAAACACCGGAACGGUUGACGACGAGAGGCUCCGUACCCUAAUAGGGCUCUGGAGGGUUUGCUUCGAUUUAGACGGCAAAAAAACGCAGUGCGCAAGUAUCUACGGCCAUCCUGACGAGUCAAUCGAGGAUGUACCACCGUCCUGGCGAAGUGCUGAAACAUGCUCUAUUCUCAGUGCCAUAUGCCUUUGGCUUGGACUUCUCUCCGCAUUGGUAGUGCAAUGCUGCUGUUGCAUUCCCCCUUUGACUCCUCAACGAUCUGCCGUCAUAUUUAUACUGCCGAAGUCCUUCCUAGCAGCAGGAGCAUGCUUCACCGGGGCGACUGGCGUAUCCGUGGUCGCAUACUACUCGGAGCUGUUCUGUGAAAUCAUAGUCUGCGAGCUGGGGACGAUGUUCUACAUGUGCUGGGCUGCCACAGGGGCUGCGAUUAUGGCCAGCAUUCUCUGUCAUUUCCACUUCAAUGCCUUAACGCUAGAGCGGCAUCGACUGGGUCCACAGCUGCUGGAAACUCAAGAGGUCGUCAACUACCCGUAACAAGAGAUCAAAUCACUUCUGCUCUGGCGUUUGUGUUUUGUGCACAAUAACAUACAUAUUUUUACGUAUGCGACUCAUUUUUUUCUGAACCAAGAGAUGUUCCACUUACUCCUAGUGUUCUCUGCUACACAUUCAUUGUUCGCGGAUAGUGUAGCCUUCCCUCUUGCCUUUCCACUGCCCUGCCUAUUUAUCAUUUGUCAGCACUCGACCAGAGUUGUGUUUGCUCGUGGCAGUGCUCCAUACACCUAGCAGCAGAGCCUAGUACGCACACUGGAAGACAUGUUGCGCUCUAAUGAUCAGUAGAAAACUGGAACGCAGAGUUACAGCACAAACGCUUUGAUUUCUUCUAUUUUGAAAGUUCACAAUGCACCCUCUCAUAGUCUCUUACUUCACUUUCGUUAAUUCUCUCCUCCUCAUUCUAUUUUUUUCUUCACCCACCCCUGCUAAGUAAAAUAGACGUAAAUAAUCGUGUCCGUUCCCGAAGGCAGCUCACAAUACCCCUGUUAUUAGUUCACACUUACUCGAGUCUUACGUACUUCACCUUCUUCUCUCCUAAUUUAUUAAUUGUGUUUUAUUUAGUAAGUACAACCUAGUAUUACGUGCUAUGUUGUUAGUACAUUUCCUUGCUACGGACACUAAUGGGCUUCUGUUUCAUGUACAUUUUUGUAACUCCGGUACUGCAGGGCACACCAUGUUGCCGCCUUUCCUCCAUUCUCGA
Sycon ciliatum is the source of this 1521-nucleotide messenger RNA. RefSeq lists its product as uncharacterized. The coding region runs from base 174 to 803 and encodes 209 amino acids. The record is from RefSeq and is a predicted model, not a curated record. Lineage: Eukaryota; Metazoa; Porifera; Calcarea; Leucosolenida; Sycettidae. The transcript has 6 exons.